CUUCCGCCUCGCGCACACACACACACACACACACACACACACACACACACACACACAGACACACACACACACACACCCCGUCUGAGGCGUUUCGACGGAGACUGGAUGCUCUGACGGUGGAGACAGGGCAGCUCUUCUUUUUUGCAAUUUUUUUGCAGAACUCCGAGGAGGGAAAAACGCACGAUGAAAUGCCAACGGGUUUUGCCUGCCUGUUACCUGCUGCUUUGGACACUGGCAGGCUCCAAGGCAGCCGAUAAGAUAACAGUGAAGACGGUAUCCGGCGGGGUGAGGUUGACUUGCGAAGGCACAGAUGCAUAUUUCAAAAAAGGCGAAGAGCUCGUGAAAUCUCAAGAGUUGCCCUACAAGGACGGGGCGUCGGGAGAGUACACAUGCGUCCAUAAUCACUCAAAGUCAGAGGAAUACAUCUUUGUGAAAUUUCGGACCUGUGACAACUGCAUAGAGAUCGACCCAGCUUCGAUCCUCGGCCUGGCGGUAGGAAACGUGUUGGCAACGAUCGUGCUGGGAGUGGCCGUCUAUCUCGUCGCGUCUCAGAGUGGUCCAGUCGCCUCUCACAAGAAAAGUUCUGAUCGGCAGCAUCUUGUUCCAAACGAAGGGAGCGGCCGAGGCCCCAACGACCACUACCAGCGUCUGAGAUUCAACAAAGGUGGUCCGAAAGACACGUAUGAUUUCAUCAGCAACAACAGAUAAGAGGGGGAGGAGGCUCAAUGCCUGGCUCGCGGCACCAGACCAGGCCGCCCGCCCGCCCUGCGCCUGCUGGGCGAGGGGAAGGUCCGUCGUCUGGUCCUGGGGGUCCUUGUCAUGACGGAUGUCAGCGUUAGUGUAAUUUACUCUUUAUAGCUUCUUUCAGACGUGUACUGAAGUCUGGACGUUUGCCUGGAGAAUUGUCAGAGGAAGCCCGCGUGAGAAUACAGCGCGGGAACUCUCCGCGAGAUUCGCGGCGAGCGGGGUUGGCCGCUCCUCCCCUCGCCCCGAAUGUUCUGAAAAUGAUCUCGCUGCGGUGAACACGUCCCGUUUGCGCUCCACGUACAGCAUGCGGACGAUGGACCGGAAAAUGCCUGGACCCAAUUUUCCAGACAUUCUCCGGCGUUCGUGCGUGGAAAGAGCUUAUUAUAGUGUUUUUUGACUCUGUAUCUUUUAGCCGCGUAUUUUCACUGUGCCUGUGUGACGCUCUUCUCGCUCAUGGUCCGUUGAUAUUCUUUAUCGCGCAUCCAUGUUUGUCUCUUCAUAUAAUGUAAGUAGGGCUGCAACAAUAACCACCGUCUUUUUCUGACAAACAAUGGACAUUCCUGUGUUGCUGAAAUAAAAACAAUUUGGAGUGAAAA
Messenger RNA from Scophthalmus maximus (turbot), 1343 nucleotides. Its product is annotated as T-cell surface glycoprotein CD3 gamma chain-like. Bases 184 to 708 code for a protein of 174 amino acids. Gene Ontology annotation, molecular function: transmembrane signaling receptor activity. NCBI's taxonomy places the organism in Eukaryota, Metazoa, Chordata, Actinopteri, Pleuronectiformes, Scophthalmidae. Gene Ontology annotation, biological process: positive thymic T cell selection; cell surface receptor signaling pathway. The transcript is spliced from 6 exons. Gene Ontology annotation, cellular component: external side of plasma membrane; alpha-beta T cell receptor complex. The record is from RefSeq and is a predicted model, not a curated record.